This is a messenger RNA of Amoebophrya sp. A25, 185 nucleotides long. The record is from the annotation of a GenBank genome assembly. NCBI's taxonomy places the organism in Eukaryota, Dinophyceae, Syndiniales, Amoebophryaceae.
GCAGAGCAAGAAGUCGGAUGGAUGUCGUUAGUAGUGAAGAAAAGACCGUGAGCAAGGGCGUCAAUUCUAGGAGGAUGGUGAAAGGGCGGCCAGCAACGUGGUUGCUUGCCGUCGUUCAGAACCUAGGGGAGAUGGGGGAGCUCGUACCAUGAUGAGAUAGCAACUCCGUUGAGCUUGAGCUUGGG